AGAAAGAGAGAGAGAGAGAGAGAGAGAGAGAGAGAGAGAGAGGGAGAGAGAGGAUGACGGUGACAGCAGUCUUCGUCCUGUGUCUUUCUGCCAGCCAGUGCACGGUGCUUUCGGGAGCACGAGUCAGGACCGGGAGAUCUGACUGAUGGAGACAGGGAACCCAUCGGUCUGCUACGGACACGCGCACGGAGACUCAGCAGGAAGAAUGAAAACAAUACAGUCACAGAUUCAACUGCUAUAAAACCACGGGGAAUAUAUUGAGACACGAGGUCGAGACGAGGUAAGGGGUGGAAUACCUGUUGUGUUUGUUGACGAGUGAGGGUCCGGAAUCCCAGCUGGAGCUAGACACUCAAUUACGAUUCACAAAAGGGAAAAGCCCACGAACGAUAAAAUAUAUCCUGUUUUUUUUCCAUGCCCGUGAGUUCUUUGUAUCUGGUCUGAUGGUUGAAAAUCAUUUGAAGGACAGUUGUGCAUUUAUGGAUUGGGUAUAUAUUAUAUAGGCUGUGAAAUAUUUUUUUAAUCACCCCGUAGACAUUUUUUUUUUUCCAAUGAUUAAUACAUUUUUAAGAAUAUCUUGACUUAUUGCAACGGUUAUUAACAGCUUAGGGCUCUUCUUCGAAAUUGCCUGUGAAUACAUAUGCACAUUUAUUUGAAAGGAAGAUUCGUGGAUGAAUUUUUAUUUUGUAUAUUAAAUUCCUGCAUUUGUUUUGUAUUUCUUCACAUCGGCUAUUAUUCAUCGAAAGCAUCCCUGCCUUCGCUUCUUUUUUUAAAGGUUAUUCUGUUAUUUAACCGAAAUAACGAGUCAUUGUUCAAUGUUUCAUUUCAAUUACGGCAACGAGCAUCCUUUCCGUUCAGAUUGACGCUCAGGCUAUGAACGCCGCCCAACGGUUAGAACCGGAAGUUAUAUCCAGCUGUAUAUCCACCCGGAAUAACAGGCUUGUUUUGAUACAAUGACUGAUAUGACUCAGUGGACGUGUCUGGUCAGUGUAGCUCUGUCUCCGUGGUGGCUGUGUGCUGGUCUGGGCCUAGACACUGUGUUUAUCUGCGAUCUGACACAGUGAUUGUGAUGAAGUGAUGAAGGGAGAUUUUCAGUUCAUCUUUGUUAUGCAUCGGUUAGUGAGCUCAGCUGUUUGAACAGGUGUGUUACUGUGGUCCUGAUUACAUAUUUGUUCAGAAAAAACAAAAAGAGAUAGAGGGAGAGAGAGUGCGUGUAUGUGUGUGUAGGGUGUUUGGGUGGGGGUGCAAUAGGCAAUUAUUAGAACACACACACAUUCUUAACAAAACACUAGCAUUCAUGACAGAGCUUGAAAUGGACAUACAAGAUGACACAGUAGCUGAUGCUGGACCAAAAAUUGUUUUAGUUCUUGUAUCUGAAAACAUUGUUAGGUAAUGAAACCCAACCUCUCUCUGUCAUUCAUUCAUAGUAGGAAGCCUACUAUUCUUCUUCAGUUUGCCUCAAACAUAUAGAUGUGCGCAUGUCACACCCACACACACACACGCACACCCACACACACAGCUUGCCAGCCUCUGACAGGUGUAGAGUACAACACAGCUCCCCAGUCAUUAAUGCACUCCCUCUACACCUGAUGAUAUUGUUGCAUUUUCUCUGUUUCUGUCUCAGCCCACAGGUCUCCUGAUCCUCCACUCCUCUGCUGGGGCCAAAGUGUGUGUGUGUGUGUGUGUGAGCGUAUGUGUGAAUGAAUGUGUUGUAUUCCGUCUAUGUUCAAUGUGUAGCGUGAGUGCUCCCUGUGUGUUGACUGGAGUGUGUGUGUCUCAGGUCUAGAGCUUUGGAGAGUGUGUGUGUGUGAGAGAGACAGAAAGUGUGUGUUUACGUUGUGGUGAUGGGUUCAGUGGGGGCAGAGCGUCGGAGGCCCAGUCCAGCCCAGACUCCGGAAGAGAGGGAAGGAUGGAGGGAUGCAGGGAGGAGGGAUGGAGGGAGGGGAGGGAGGGGCAGAGAGAGCAGCGUGGUCCAGAGCUACAGCUUCGACUCCUACCAGCUGGAGGAUGAGGACAUCAGCAAGGAUGCCCCAGAGAGGGGGGUGCUAGCUCUGUCAGAACCAGCCUUUGAGGAACCCAUCCCUGACGACCGUUACCAUGGUAUCUACUUUGCGAUGCUAUUGGCUGGUGUGGGUUUCCUGCUUCCUUAUAAUAGCUUCAUCACUGAUGUGGACUACCUCCACCACAAGUUUCAAGGAACCUCCAUAGUGUUUGACAUGAACCUGACCUACAUCAUGGUGGCUCUGGUAGCUGUGAUUCUCAACAACGUUCUGGUGGAGAGGCUUAGCUUACACACCAGGAUCACCGUGGGGUAUAUUUUGGCUCUUGGGCCUCUUGUGUUUAUCAGUGUGUUUGAUGUGUGGCUGGAGAAGUUUACCCAACAGAACAGGCGUACACUUUUAAACCUCAUAUCAGUUGGAGUGGUGGCCUUUGGAUGUACAGUGCAACAGUCCAGUUUCUAUGGUUACAUGGGGAUGCUUCCUAAAAGAUACACACAGGGAGUGAUGACUGGAGAGAGUACGGCAGGAGUGAUCAUCUCUCUGUCCCGGAUCUUCACCAAGCUGCUGAUCAAAGACGAGAGGAGGAACACUCUCAUCUUCUUCCUCAUCUCCAUCGCCAUGGAGAUGCUCUGUUUCCUACUGCACCUGCUGGUGCGGAAUACACGGUUUGUGCGCUACUACACCGGCCACGCCCCCAGGGGGUCCGGCCAUGGGAAAGGUCAUGACCCCCGCGACCCCGGGACAGGAUACAGGGUGCAUCAUGAUGUGACCUCGGAGGAUGUAAGAUUUGGGAACAGUGCUGUAGGUGUGUCUGAUGAUGUCACUGAUGAGUUUGCUGGAGGGACGUACGUCCGCUUUGGUGUUCCCAAAGUCCAGAAGAGCUGGCCUGGCCUCAGAGAUAUGAUCCUGCACAGGUAUGUGGUGGCGCGUGUCAUCUGGGCCUACAUGCUGUCUAUAGCGGUGACCUACAGCAUCACUCUGUGUCUGUUCCCUGGCCUGGAGUCUGAGAUACGGAACCCCACUUUAGGGGAGUGGCUCCCCAUACUCAUCAUGGCUACUUUCAACAUGGCCGACUUCGUAGGCAAGAUCCUGGCAGCGCUGCCGUAUGAUUGGCCGGGCUUGCGUCUCCUGCUGUUCUCCUGCCUCCGGGUGGUGUUCAUCCCCCUGUUUGUCAUGUGUGUGUACCCGGCCUCGGCCCCCGCCCUGGCACACCCCGCCUGGCCCUGCCUCUUCUCCAUGCUCAUGGGCGUCACCAACGGAUACUUUGGCUCCGUGCCCAUGAUCCAGGCCGCAGGGAAGGUCCCUCCUGACCAGAGGGAGCUGGCGGGGAACACCAUGACAGUGUCCUACAUGACUGGGCUGAUGCUGGGUUCCUCAGUAGCGUACGCAGCCUACAGGUUCACGGCUGGUGCCCCAGGAACUGGUGCCGUCACACACUCCCUCAGCAACUACACAAAAGGAAACUGAACACACACACGCUCUCUCACACACACACACUC
Molecule: messenger RNA, 3496 nt
Organism: Hypomesus transpacificus
Lineage: Eukaryota; Metazoa; Chordata; Actinopteri; Osmeriformes; Osmeridae
Gene: slc29a4a
Product: solute carrier family 29 member 4a
Biological process (GO): nucleoside transmembrane transport
Cellular component (GO): plasma membrane
Molecular function (GO): nucleoside transmembrane transporter activity; monoamine transmembrane transporter activity
Source: RefSeq, a predicted model, not a curated record